Parnassius apollo (apollo) is the source of this 207-nucleotide messenger RNA. The record is from the annotation of a GenBank genome assembly. Lineage: Eukaryota; Metazoa; Arthropoda; Insecta; Lepidoptera; Papilionidae.
AUGUACCGUGAUCCUGAGUGGAUAUCAAGGACCGAUGAUAGUGAUACAAGUGAUACAACAGAUAAAGAAAAUAUCAUAAGUGACCCAAAGGUUCAGAAUAUAAACAAUCAAUGCUACGGGAAAAUAAAAAGAAGCAGAAAAAGAAUAGCAGAUCCAUCAGAAUGGAAUGACAUUAAAAAUAAGCACAAGAGGGAGUUAGUGCAGUGA